CUUACCCCGCCCCAUGUGGGUCGAGGGAGGGAGACACAGGCUGAGCUGAUCCCACGUGUGACGCUUGCAUUCCCGGCUCAGUAAAAUUCUCUUUAGCGUGCUUCGGUGUAGCGUUGUGCCGCCUGUCUUCGUUAGUUACUGGCUAUAGUUGGGUUAGCUAUGGAGGGAGACGGGAGCCAAGCCACAUCUGGAGGAAGCCCUAAUGAUUCGCAACACGACCCGGGUAAAAUGUUUAUCGGUGGUCUCAGCUGGCAAACUUCACCAGACAGCCUGAGAGACUAUUUUACUAAAUUUGGGGAAAUCAGAGAAUGUAUGGUGAUGAGAGAUCCAACGACAAAACGCUCCAGGGGCUUUGGAUUCGUUACUUACGUAGAUGCUGCCAGUGUAGAUAACGUCUUAGCUCAGCCACAUCACGAAUUAGACUCAAAAACGAUCGAUCCUAAAGUUGCCUUCCCUAGACGUGCUCAACCCAAGAUGGUCACAAGAACAAAGAAAGUAUUCGUAGGAGGAUUAUCAGCGAACACAGUAGUUGAAGAUGUGAAGCUGUAUUUUGAACAGUUUGGCAAGGUAGAGGACGCCAUGCUCAUGUUUGACAAAACGACUAACAGACACAGAGGUUUCGGCUUUGUAACUUUUGAGGUUGAGGACGUUGUGGAGAAAGUAUGCGAGAUCCACUUUCAUGAAAUCAAUAAUAAAAUGGUAGAAUGCAAGAAGGCCCAGCCCAAGGAGGUGAUGUUCCCUCCAGGUACGCGAGGCAGGGCCAGGGGCUUGCCCUACACCAUGGAUGCCUUCAUGCUGGGGAUGGGCAUGCUGAGUUACCCAAACAUUGUAGCAACGUACGGCCGUGGAUACACUGGUUUUGCCCCGAGUUACAGCUACCAAUUCCCUGGCUUCCCAGCGACGGCGUAUGGACCGGUGGCAGCGGCGGCAGUGGCGGCAGUGCGUGGCUCAGGGUUCCCAGAUUAUGGGUUCUAUUCCGGGGCCGGGCCCAGUGACCUGCGGGGCCCCCCCUGCUCCUUUGCCGACUAUGGCUCCCUGGGGCCCCAGGCUGCUCAGAUGCUGCAGCACAGUGAGCAUCAUGCCACCUCCGCCUGCAACUCCCCCCUCCAGCACCACCUGCAGCACAGCCCGGACCCCUUUAAGAGCCCAGGCACCAACCAGGCCCGGCCCGGAGCCUUCCCUGGCACCAACAGUCCCGGGCCCGUGGCUGACCUCUAUGGCACUACAAGCCAGGACUCCGGCGUGGGCAACUACAUUAGUGCUGCUAGCCCCCAGCCUGGCUCUGGCUUCGGCCACAGCAUUGCUGGCCCCUUGAUUGCAACCGCUUUUACAAAUGGAUACCAUUGAAACCUAACAGGUGGUUGGUUGCCAUCUCAUUCGAGCAGAGUAUUUCAGGAGGCCCGGGGAAGACCGGGCGGAGUUUUUAACUGGCUAUGUGAACAGGUGAUGCCAUCCAACGCCAAGCACUACAGCAUCAACCCACAGGAGGAGAGUGGAGGUGGCACCAUGUGAAGAAGAACUGAAGAAAAUGUCAAAAUCAUCUCAGAAAAAGAAACUACAAUCUGCUGUACUAUAAUCCAAACCUGGUGUUCACAUCCAUAAUAUCCAACUGUAACCCAGUAACUUUGUGUAGGAUUUUAGUUGUUUUUACCUUUGAAUGUUCCUUGUUUUAAAUCGAUUUAGUUCAUUUUCUUUCUUUUCGACGUAGUCUUCAAAUUAAUAAGGAAGAUUCAUUAUAUUUUUUACUUAGGAUCAAAAAUACACAAAAAUUGGAUACUAUCUUAAAUGAGUGUCUAUUUAUGGAAACCAUUUAUUUAAAAAAAUAGAUUGCUAUGUUGCUAUGGUUGUUUGUUUUCAUCCUUGGUAAUGGAAACCAUUUCAGGUGUCAGUUUGCACAUACAGUGCAUUCAGAAAGUAUUCAGUCCACUUCACAUUUUGUUACGUUACAGCUUUAUUCUAAAAUGUAUCACAUUGUUUUUCCCCCUCAUCAAUCUACACACAUUACCCCAUAAUGACAAAGCAAAAACAGGUUUUUAGACAUUUUUGCGAAUGUAUUACAAAUAAAAAAACAUCUAUUACAUUUACAUAAGUAUUCAGAACCUUUACUCAGUACUUUGGUGAAACACCUUUGGUAGCGAUUACAACCUCCAGUCUUCUUGGGUAUGACGCUACAAACUUGGGAGUUUCUCCCAAUGACGCUACAAAAUGGGAGUUUCUCCCAUUCUUCUCUGCAGAUCCUCUCAAGCUCUGUCAGGUUGAAUGGGGAGUGUUGCAGAACAGCUAUUUUCAGGUCUCUCCAGAAAUGUUUGAUCAGGUUCAAGUCCAGGCUCUAGCUGGGUGACUCAAGGACAUUCAGAGACUUGUCCCGAAGCCACUACUGCGUUGUCUUGGCUCUGUGCUUAGGGUCGUUGUCUGGUUGGAAGGUGAACCUUCGCCCCAGUCUGAGGUCCUGAGUGUUCUGGAGCAGGUUUUCAUGAUCUCUCUGUACUUUGCUCCAUUAAUCUUUCCCUCGAUUCUGACUAGUCUGUCAGAACGACCAUCAGGUUCCUCUUCACCUCCCUGACCAAAGCCCUUCUCCCCAGAUUCCUCAGUUUGGCCAGGCGGCCAGCUCUAGGAAGGGUCUUGGUGGUUCCAAACUUUUUCCAUUUAAGAAUGAUGGAGGCCACUGCACUUGGGGACCUUCAAUUCUGCAGACAUUUUUUGGUACCCUUUCCCAGAUCUGUGCCUCGACACAAUCCUGUCUCGGUGCUCUAUAGACAAUUCCUUCAACCUCAUGACUUGGUUUUUGCUCUGACAUACACUGUCAACUGUGGUAUUUUGGCCCAUUCCUCCAUGCAGACCUCCUCUAGAGCAGUGAUGUUUUGGGGCUGUUGCUGGGCAACACAGACUUUCAACUCCCUCCAAAGAUUUUCUAUGGUGUUGAGAUUUAGAGACUGGCUAGGCCACUCCAGGACCUUGAAAUAAAUGCUUCUUACGAAGCCACUCCUUCGUUGCCCGGGCGGUGUGUUUGGGAUCAUUGUCAUGCUGAAAGACCCAGCCACGUUUCAUCUUCAAUGCCCUUGCUGAUGGAAGGAGGUUCUCACUCAAAAUCUCACGAUACAUGGCCCCAUUCAUUAUUUCCUUUAUACGGAUCAGUCGUCCUGGUCCCGUUGCAGAAAAACAGCCCCAAAGCAUGAUGUUUCCACCCCCAUGCUUCACAGUAGGUAUGGUGUUCUUUGGAUGCAACUCAGCAUUCUUUGUCCUCCAAACACGACGAGUUGAGUUUUUACCAAAAAGUUAUAUUUUGGUUUCAUCUGACCAUAUGACAUUCUCCCAAUCUUCUUCUGGAGGACAGAGGAGCCUCUUAAAGAAGAAGUUACAGAUCUGUGAGAGCCAGAAGUCUUGCUUGUUUGUAGGUGACCAAAUACUUAUUUUCCACCAUAAUUUGCAAAUAAAUUCAUUAAAAAUCCUACAAUGUGAUUUUCUGGAGAAAAAAAAAUCUAAUUUUGUCUCAUAGCAAAGGGUCUGAAUACUAUUGUCAAUAAGGUAUUUUAUUUUUUAUACAUUUGCAAAAAUGUCUAAAAAUCUGUUUUUGCUUGGUCAUUAUGGGGUAUUUAAUCAAUUUUAGAAUAAGGCUGUUACGUAGCAGCAUUUGUAAAAAGUCAAUGGGUCUGAAUACUUUCUGAAUACACUGUACAAGAAAACUGACAUGAACUGAUGAGGCUUGAAGAAAGGUGGUGUUAAUUAAAUUUAAAAAAUUGAGUGUAACUAAUAAAUCUUCUAGCUUUUUUUGUUUCUUUUAAUGUUGUUAAUUACCUAUUUUGGGCAAUAAGAGGACUACAAUAUUUUCACAGUCCUUUUUUACAAUUUUUUUUGUUGUCAGGAAAAAAUAACCUUUCCUUUUAAUACUUAGUGAAUUCAGAUUUUAAGAAAAAAAUAUAUAGCUGUAAAUAUUAUUCAAGUCACUGCAUAUAAUCGUUUCAGAGAGAACCAUAUUUUUGUGAUGGUUCAUCAUAAAAGGCUGUACUGUGUAAGAGCGCAACUGUCAAAGACGAGGACAUUUAAUGCUCUUAAAUCGUAUCAUAAUCCAUUUGUAGCACAAAAUUCCAUGAUAACCCCAUUGAGGACUCGAUCCUACAAGAACACUGUUGGCUUGCUCUGUAAAUACCGUUGUCUUUCUUACUGUGCUAAUGUCAUACCAGCAUACUGUUGUGUCUUCUACAUGGUGAGCUCAAAAGUGCACAGCUUCUAAAAUAUGACAGAAGGGUAACACUGGACAUUGCUACACAAUGUCUCUCAAAGAAGACACUGGCUCAACUUCUUCUAGACACUUGCAAGUGAAAGGCUACUUACUGUGUCUGUCACUGAGAUUUUUGAAGUCAAUACUAUAUCAAAAAAGGACUUAUUACAAAUCCAAAGCACACUUUUACUUUGUAUUAGUUUGAAAAUACCAGAUGUAUAUCCAGAGACAAUUCGUACCAAUCUGCAUGUGUUGAUGUUACAUUUUGUUGUUAUGAUUAUCUUAAUUUUUUGUUUUUCUUAUUAAUGCUAUUUAUCCAUUUUGAACAGAGCACCUACUUUCAAUAUGACAGGCAAUAUUUCAAGUCAGAUACAUUUUAAGUCAAUUUAUUGGAAUGUUUUCUUGAACUGAUUAGGAAGGCAAAUAUCUAUGAUUACCUCAGCCCUGUGAGUUUUGUCUUAGAAGAGAUUACAAAGUCAUUUAUUUGAGGUUUAAACAGAUUGAAAUUAUGAAUGGAUUAUGAGAACAAGUUGUGGCACCGUGACAAGGAAGGAAAGUGACCAUAUUCUAUUUGCACAUUUCAAGUGUUGGAUAUUUUAAAUGGUCUUGAUAAGAUGAUACAUGAAGGAUUGUUUUUUAAGAAUAACUUUUUAUCCCCAUUAGAGAUUAGACAUCUUGGCUGUUGCAAUUGGAAAACGUUUUUUCUGCCCAAAGGGCAUUUCGACCUAGCCAAGUCACCGUAGUCACCACAGUAAUUUCCUGUAGGGACUGGUUUGCUGAGAUGGAGAAAUGGUUCCUCUAUAAAAGUUUCAAAUUAUAUUUGAAGAAAGGAUUGGAUUAAUGUAUAUGCUGUGCAGAUUUUGUUUGUCUCAUUUCACUCAACAACCAGGUGAAGCAGAAUGCUGGAUUCUUUUAAAAUAAAAUGGGGACUUGUUUAAGUAAGAAUAAAAAAAUAAAAAAUAAAAAAUAAAUAACAUGUAUAUUACCUAUUCAAAAAAGAGAAAAAAAAGUGUGUUCCCUUGAAUGAUUUACAUUUUUAAUCAGAAGGAUUUGUAUCAAUAUUUUUGUGGUUGUUAAUGAUUAUAUUAAUAAUAAUUAUUAUACUAACAAUAUUAGAAUGUACUGUACAUCCAUACGGUUUUUUUCUCCAUUCCCUGUCACCUUAUACAGUAAUCUUAUGUUGAUCAUCAAUGUAUUUCAGUAAUAUGUGAAAAAAGUAAACUGCAAAUGACCUUGUAAGAGUGCCGUCUUUGAUGCCAGUGUAGUGGUUUAUACACUUAUUUGUUGAUCUCUCUUUCCUCCUCUCCGUCUCUCACUCUCCCAAUGUCUCACUCUCCCAAUGUCUCACUCUUUCUCUGUCUCCCUCUUCUAGUAUUAGUGCUAGAUGUUAUAUAGUUAAGAUGUAGAUGUAGCUAUUAGAAGAUGUAAGACCAGUAAGGAUAGAACUUUCUCUUCUUAAUUACCAUAUUUUUAAAAAGAAAAGCUGACAUUAGUUUCAACAUCAUUUGUCUAUUUAUUUUCAGUUGUACUGAUCUCACAUGGUUUCAACUAACCAAAGCAAUCAUUGAAGACAUUUAAAUCAAAAAUUGCUGUAAGACCGAAUCGUAAACAAGGCAUUGAUUGGAUCCCCACCCUUGAAUGUUUAAAAAAAAUGGGUGUGCCAUACUACCUUAAAAGCUAAUACUAGAUAUGCAAAACCGUUUUAUUUGUUAUUAUUUCACAAGAGGGACACAAGCUAUAAUUAUGAUUGAGCAUAAUGGAUUUUAUUACAUAACAGAUUAAUGAUAAUAAUGGUCAUAAUAACAAUAACUAUUAUAGAUAUAAUUAAUCUAAACUCAUUUUGAUGUUUGUACUCUUAACCUCUUAUAUCCCAGUGGCCUAGCCUGGCACUACUAUUUUUGGAUACAGUUUAUUUUAUUUUCGGUGUCUACCUAAUUAAUUAUUCAUUCAUAUUAAUUCAUACUUUAGUUUGAGUUCAUUAUCAACGUUUGAGAAUGUAGUGAAUUAUUUUUGUACUCUUGAACCAUUGGAAGCAGAUUUUUACUUGAAUCAAAGCCUGGGUAUCAUUUACAUUGUAGAUUCAUUCAUACUCACGCUCUCACGUGCUUAGUCUUCAUUUAAAGUCUUCUCAUUCAAAUGGCAGCCUGCUUGUUAGUAUAGACAUUUGCACUGUGCAAUAACUUAAUCUUUAAGACCCUCCUGCUAAAGGAAAACAAGACAGUGCAAAAGCUAUUGAUGAGUUGUUAUAUGAAGGGCUUAUUGAAAUCAUACCUAUAGGACAUAUUUCAUUUAAGCAAUUCAUAGAACCACAGAGAGUUGAGGUAGGAUAGGAUGUAUGUAUUGUUCUCAUGAAGACUGAGCCAAAAUUUCGAAACCUGUUGGUAAACGUGACAUUAUUGCAGCAGAAUGUACCCACCGAGAGCAAGUGUAAAGCUCUGUGAUACAUUGCAAGAAGCUAUCUCUGUUUUAAAUGUCCCUCUACCAAUAUCACUAUACCUGAUUUACCAUUUGAUUAGAGUAAAAGUUGGCUGGCUGUCCAUUCAAAAUAGUUGAUACCAUCUCUUAGUUAAUAAAAGAUUUCAAAUAGAUUUCACAGCUUGGACUUUAAGGUAGCAUGGCUCUGUAGUUGCUAUACUUUCCCUUCACAUGGACAGCAGUUUACAGCUGAUGAAUGUUGCACAUCUUGCUAGACUACUUAAUCAUUGGAUAAUUGUUGGUAAAAAAAAAACUAAACUAAAAAUAUAUAUAUAUAAAAAAGACCUGGAAGGUGUUGGAUGAUAUAUUGGGAGCGUACUACCGUAACCAUUUAAACUUGAAUCUUGAGGCAAGUGCUAGGCAAUGGCCAAACAAACAUCCCAUCACUGAAUUAACAGACACACAACGCACACGUACCUACUGUAAUAACAGGCAUAUAAUGUUAGUUAAGGAUAUAUUAUUGUGUAUGUCUAUUUGUUGAGGCUGAACCCUAAUUUCAGAUUAAAUUAACUCCCUGCUGUCUGAAAUGUUUACGUAGGCAACACUGUUUGUAUUAUGUUUGUGUCACACUUAACAUUAUUAUGAUGUUUUCCCAUGAUGCAACAUGGUUGGACUGUAAAACGUGGGCUUUAGAAGCUGUGACUGAUACUUUAGGGUAAAGCAUAAUAUACAAUUAUUUCAAACGGGGAAUUGUCGGUUAGUGAGUAGCAUGGCAUGGGCCACUGCUAGAGCAGAGUGUGUGUGUGUGUGUGUGUGUGUGUGUGUGUGUGUGUGUGUGUGUGUGUGUGUGGGUGUGGGUGUGUGUGUGUGUGUGUGUGGGUGGGUACAGGGGGUUUAGGGAAGCGGUACAGUCAUUAAAAGGCCUGUGCAUCUCUGUGGACAUUUGUCUUACUGUACAUUUGACCUGACCUUAGCUGAGUCUUUUCUUCUCUCAUGCUCCCUCUUGGGUUCGACCUCUGAUUGCCUUGCCCAUUCCUAACACUUGCCCAUGUUUUAAUGUUAACAGACUUUUUACCGCGAGAGCUGACUGAUAGGACUGACGUCUGAAAGCAUCUUUCAGGUCUUCUUGUAUGGCUUGCUCAAGCCCUGUUGUAAAAUAUAAUAAAGUGGAUGGGGGUCUCUCACAUCUCAGAUGUGGAAAGUAUAAUUUUAUAUUUGUAUUUUCAAAUAAUUAUAAUAAUAAAACUUGUUUGUGAAAGGUUUCCAUGCUCUACUGUGGUGCAGAAAUCAAUGUGUUUGUCUGGAAAAAAUGUAAAUAAACUGUUUUGAACCAUU
Molecule: messenger RNA, 7969 nt
Organism: Oncorhynchus kisutch (coho salmon)
Lineage: Eukaryota; Metazoa; Chordata; Actinopteri; Salmoniformes; Salmonidae
Product: RNA-binding protein Musashi homolog 2-like
Exons: 15
Coding region: 160-1347 (395 amino acids)
Biological process (GO): regulation of translation; central nervous system development
Cellular component (GO): cytoplasm
Molecular function (GO): mRNA binding
Source: RefSeq, a predicted model, not a curated record